Molecule: messenger RNA, 3063 nt
Organism: Arachis duranensis
Lineage: Eukaryota; Viridiplantae; Streptophyta; Magnoliopsida; Fabales; Fabaceae
Product: protein transport protein SEC23
Exons: 12
Coding region: 162-2498 (778 amino acids)
Biological process (GO): endoplasmic reticulum to Golgi vesicle-mediated transport; COPII-coated vesicle budding; COPII-coated vesicle cargo loading
Cellular component (GO): endoplasmic reticulum exit site; COPII vesicle coat
Molecular function (GO): GTPase activator activity; zinc ion binding
Source: RefSeq, a predicted model, not a curated record
AACCCAGACCAAACUAAACCAAACCAAACCAAAUCAAAUCAAGAACCACGUUUAUUCCAUUCAUAUCAUUCUCUCUCCGUCUACGGUGACCCCUUUCUCUCUCACCUCUCUCUCAAGUCUCAAGGGGUCAUCACCCCCCUAUCUCUCUCUUUCAGAUCAUCAUGUCGGAGAUGGCAAACACAGAUCCCGAGGGGGUCGACGGAGUCCGCAUGACGUGGAACCUAUGGCCACGCACGAAGGUGGACGCCAGCAAGUGCGUGAUCCCACUCGCCGCCACAAUCUCCCCAAUCCGGCCACACCCUGACAUUCCCACCCUCCCUUACGCCCCACUCCGAUGCAAAACCUGCUCCUCCGCCCUCAACCCCUUCUCCCGCGUCGACUUCACCGCCAAGAUCUGGAUCUGCCCCUUCUGCUUCCAGCGCAACCAUUUCCCCCCUCACUACUCCCAAAUCUCAGAGACUAACCUCCCCGGCGAGCUCUACCCACAAUACACCACCAUCCAGUACACCCUCCCUAACCACCCCUCUGCCAACCCUAAUUUCGAUCCUAACCUUCAACCUCAUUCUCCUCCUUCCCCCGUCUUCCUCUUCGUUCUCGACACCUGCAUGAUCGAAGAGGAGAUCGAAUUCGUCAAAUCCGCUCUUCGUCGGGCGAUCGGUCUUCUCCCCGACAAUGCUCUUGUUGGCCUUAUUUCUUAUGGGACUCAGGUUCAGGUCCACGAAUUGGGCUUCGCUGAGAUGUCUAAGGUUUAUGUCUUUAGAGGGAGCAAGGAGAUUUCCAAAGAUCAGAUUAUGGAGCAGCUGGGACUUGGCGGUGCCGCCAGGAGAACCGCCGGAGGGUACCAGAAGGGUAUUUCUGCUGGUGGGUUCGCUGCUUCGGGUGUGACUCGGUUCUUGCUGCCUGCUUCUGAUUGCGAAUACACACUCAAUUCCCUGUUGGAUGAGUUGCAGACCGAUCAGUGGCCUGUUCCGCCAGGAAGCCGUGCUGCUAGGUGCACCGGAGUGGCUUUGAGCGUUGCGGCAGGGUUGCUUGCUGCUUGUAAUCCUGGGACUGGUGCUAGAAUCAUAGCUUUGGUUGGGGGGCCUUGCACGGAAGGGCCAGGCACGAUUGUGUCAAAAGAUCUAUCUGAUCCGGUGCGUUCUCAUAAAGAUCUUGACAAAGAUGCUGCACCAUACUUCAAGAAAGCAGUCAAAUAUUACGAGGGUCUUGCAAAGCAGCUGGUUAGCCAGGGACACGUUUUAGAUCUUUUUGCAUCAGCACUUGAUCAGGUUGGAGUUGCAGAAAUGAAAGUUGUAGUUGAAAGAACUGGUGGCCUUGUUGUCUUGUCUGAAAGCUUUGGCCACUCUGUCUUCAAGGACUCUUUUAAGCGCAUUUUUGAGGAAGGGGAGCAAUCUCUUGGUCUUUGUUUCAAUGGAACACUUGAGAUAAAUUGCUCCAAGGAAAUCAAAAUCCAGGGAAUAAUUGGACCUUGCACAUCAUUGGAAAAGAAAGGGCCUUCUGUUGCUGAUACUGUGAUAGGAGAGGGGAAUACAACAGCUUGGAAAAUGUGCGGCCUUGACAAGAGUACUUGCCUGACUGUGCUGUUUGAUCUUUCAUCAGGUGAUCGUUCAAAUAAUCCAGGUGGUGCCUACCCACAGUUGUACUUGCAGUUCCUUACAAGUUACCAAAGUCCAGAUGGUCAAUUGGUCCUUCGUGUCACAACAGUAACUAGAAGAUGGGUAGAUGUAGCUGUUGGCUCUGAGGAAUUGAUUCAAGGAUUUGACCAAGAAACUGCCGCAGUGGUAAUGGCUAGAAUUGCUUCUCUGAAAAUGGAGACAGAGGAUGCGUUUGAUGCCACACGGUGGUUGGACAGACUGCUCAUUCGUCUCUGUUCUAAAUUUGGUGACUACCGCAAGGAUGACCCAUCUUCUUUCACAUUAAACCCAUCAUUUUCUUUGUUCCCACAGUUUAUGUUCAAUUUGCGAAGGUCGCAGUUUGUACAGGUUUUUAAUAACAGUCCCGAUGAAACUGCAUACUUCCGCAUGUUGUUAAACAGGGAAAAUAUUACCAAUGCUGCUGUCAUGAUUCAGCCAUCUUUGAUAUCAUAUUCAUUUAAUUCGUUGCCUACACCGGCAUUGUUAGACGUAGCUUCUAUUGCUGCGGACCGGAUUCUGUUGCUUGAUUCAUAUUUUAGUGUGGUUGUUUUUCAUGGAAUGACAAUAGCUCAAUGGCGCAACUUGGGAUACCAGGACCGGCCAGAACACCAGGCUUUUGCGCAACUAUUACAAGCUCCACAAGACGAUGCCCAAAUUAUUAUUAGAGAUCGUUUCCCUGUUCCUAGAUUGGUAGUGUGUGAUCAACAUGGUUCCCAGGCUAGAUUCUUAUUAGCAAAGCUGAAUCCUUCAGCAACGUAUAAUAAUGCAAAUGAGAUGGCUGCUGGUUCGGAUGUAAUCUUCACAGACGAUGUGAGUCUUCAAGUUUUCUUUGAGCAUCUGCAGAGGCUGGCUGUCCAAUCCUGAUAAUAGUGACUGACACAGAUUGUGGGUUUUGAACUUGCGUUUGGAAAUUUCACCAAUGAUGUGUUCUCCAUUUUGCUGUUCCAUUCGGUUAUUUUCCUUUCUUUUCUUUUAGUAAAGGAAAGCAGGCCAUAGUCCGUACCAAUUGAAGAAUAAGGGAAGUUAUCAAACGUGAUUCUUUAGGCUCUGGUCUGAUUUUGUUCAUGGACAAAAUAAGGUUCCAGCUCUGGAAAGUAUGUUGAGUUUGGGUGUUGCGGAAAGAAAGGAUAAUGAGAAUGUAAGUUAAAGAGGUAGUUACUUUUGCAACAGCAGCAAAAGCAAUUGAGGGAGAUAGUUUUAUCACAUUUAUUUUCCUAUUUGUUUUGGCCCAGAUAUGGAUUUUGGGUUCCUUUUUUGGAUUAAUUUAUAUAGCUCUUUUAUGUUGUCCUUAGGUCGCAAGGUAAUGGAAGUCAUUUUGUCAUGUUGGAGUUUGGUUUGGUACCCUAUUUACAAUCUUGUAUUGUAUAUGAUGUUAGCCUUAUAGCACCCAACAUAUCUUGGUGAAAUGAAAAAUACUUUUUGGUGGUCA